AUGAUUAUUAUGGCAAAAUACAGUGCUAUUUUAGAACCUGUGACAAAUAUGUUACAAGGCGUCUCAACUCUCAUAUAUGACGCUGAUAACAUUUUCCAAACAUUAUUUAACGAAGCGAAAUCAAUCGCCAUUGAUUUAGAUAUUGUCAUUACACAUUCAAGAACGGUAAAGAAACAGUCACUAAGAGCGAACUAUGAAACUGAGAGUUGUGAAGAUUAUUACCGAGUUUCAAUUUUUAUACCAUAUAUUGAUUCAAUUUUACAAUAUAUAAAAGAACGUUUUGAUAUAAAAAAUGAUAAUACAUUUUUACUACAAUAUCUUCACCCCAACAUUUUUAAAAAAUUGGAGAAAAAAAUGUAUUUUGAAAGCAUUGAAAAAAUUGCUGAUUUCUAUAAAAUUGAUAAUCUCCAAGCUGAAGCGGGAAGUUGGUACAGUUUUUGGCAAAAUAAGGACUGCCAAGAUAUUGAUUUUAUCAAUUUGUUAAACUGUAACUGUAAAGAAAAAGUAAAUUCAAAUAAAGAAAAAUUUAUUGAAAAUGCACUGACACAAUUUGGUAGAGAAUGUCCACGGAGAUUGAAAUUUAUAUUUAAUGAAAAAGAAUGA
Molecule: messenger RNA, 603 nt
Organism: Macrosiphum euphorbiae (potato aphid)
Lineage: Eukaryota; Metazoa; Arthropoda; Insecta; Hemiptera; Aphididae
Source: the annotation of a GenBank genome assembly